Choloepus didactylus (southern two-toed sloth) is the source of this 252-nucleotide messenger RNA. RefSeq names its product transmembrane protein 213-like. Bases 1 to 252 code for a protein of 83 amino acids. The transcript has a single exon. NCBI's taxonomy places the organism in Eukaryota, Metazoa, Chordata, Mammalia, Pilosa, Megalonychidae. The record is from RefSeq and is a predicted model, not a curated record.
AUGAAGCCUCUUGCCUCUGUGACUCGGGCUGCCCUGACCCUCAGCCUGGUCUUCACCGCUUUCCACUCGGCUUGCCUGGCAGAUGUCGACUUCUGCCCACAAGCCACCUGGUACUGCCACACUAGCGUGGAUGAGUACGGCUGGAUCGCUGCUGCUGUUGACUGGAGCCUCUUGUUUCUCACCCUCAUCCUGCUCUGUGUGGACAAACUGAUGAAGCUCACUCCAGAUGACUCCAAGGACUUCCAAGCAUGA